UUUGCCUUUGGCUGAAUCGCUGAAGAACGUGAAGUCUUGAACCAGAACUGAGCGCCGAUAGAGAGUAGAGACGCGCUGCCCAGAGUCGCCGCCGAAUCGCUAUCCUUCCGUCGCAUCAGCAACCUCGCCGUACCAGAUCGAGGCUCUAUCGUCAAUUCUCGAUUGCAUUCUGGAAAUAGAUUUUCAGAUGGCAUCAGGUUGACGAUUCUUGUGAAUUUUUGUUAUUGUUGGCUUGUCGUGCACAUCGAUUGGCAGAGGAAACGUAAGGACAGAAGGUUAGGCUCAUUCCCUUAGUUUGUAUGCAUUUACAUAUGAGAUGGGUUCUAGAGGAAGGUUAUUAUUCGAUCUUAAUGAACCACCUACCGAUGAUGAUGAAGAGAGUGAUUGUGUCUUGGGCUCCCAGCCACAAAAGACACUUCCAUCCACAAAUCCGCCCACUUCUGAAAUUUUUGCUGAGUCAUCUGGUUCCCAAAGAAUUAUGAAUGCUUUCUCGCAUGCCUCAUCUGUAUCGGGUUUCCAGCCUUUUGUCCGUCCCAGAGUCGGUCAUGCCCUUGGAUCAGGUAUUGAGCAGAUGAGGGCCGGGGAUCAUAACCCUCAGGCUGCAUCCUCAUCCAAGUCAAGCAAUGGUGAGGAUAUGUGUGCAGUGCCCCCUGUUGAUGAUCAAGCUUUAGAAAGAGAAGAAGGAGAAUGGUCCGAAGCUGAGGCUUCUGUUGAUGCAUAUGCAAACAGUGAUUUGGGCGAGCAACCUCGAGCUUCACUAGAGCGGGGGACAUCUGAAGCAGUGAAUUCUAGUGUCUCUUGUGUGGGUAAUGAGAAUAUAUCUAGCAAUUCCAGCCGUUUCAAAUCUGAAAACAUCAAGGCUGAAAAUAUUGUUAAUCCUUCUGCUGAAAUGGAUCAGGAGCUGAAUGAAAAGAAAAGUAAUAGUAGUCGAAAUUUAGAAUACAAUAUUAAAGGGGACGAUUACCAGGAAGAGCCUACCCUUAUCCAGAAACAAAGAGAAGUUAAAGGUAUAGAAGCAACUCAUGCCCUUAAGUCUGCAAAUAAUCCUGGAAAGAGGAAGAUAGACCUGCACAAAGAGGCAAUGCUCGGAAAGAAACGUAACAGACAGACUGUAUUUCUUAAUUUGGAAGAUGUCAAGCAAGCAGGCCCUAUUAAAACGUCCACACCUAGAAGGCAGAACUUUCCAGCACCGGUUACCACUCGCAGUGUGAAAGAAGUUCGUGUGGCAGCUUCAACUUCUGAUCGUGUUGGAGAAAAACAAAGUCAGCCAAUAGUCAGGGAUCAGAAACAAGUUGACCUAUCUUGUACCGAAGGAAGUGCUGUGGAAUUAUGUGAAUCUAAACCUGACUGUAAUGGUGAUAUAAAUUCUGGACUGCUAACUAGGCCUAAGAGGCUAAACAGUGAUAAUGAUAUUUCAGCAGAGGUACCCUUGCCUCCCAUUCCGAGACAAAGUUCAUGGAAGCAGCCUAAUGACUCUAGGCAGUCAAAGAAUUCACCGUUUCCUGGCAGGAAGGCAGCUCUGAUAAGCCAGAGCUCUAUUGAUACAAAAUUAGGUAACAAAAAGAUCGUUCAAGCAAAGAAGGCAACAAGUGGUACUUCUCAAGAUACAACUGUGGAACGACUCUUACGAGAAGUGACCUGUGAGAAGUUUUGGCAUAACCCAGAGGAGUCUGAGCUUCAAUCUGUUCCUGGUCGAUUUGAAUCUGUAGAAGAGUAUGUAAGAGUAUUUGAGCCUUUGCUUUUUGAGGAAUGCCGAGCGCAACUUUACAGCACAUGGGAGGAGUUAUCUGAAUCGAAUCCAAGAGAUACCACCCAUGUAAUGGUCCGUAUAAAAAAUGUUGAAAGGAGAGAAAGAGGAUGGUAUGAUGUUAUAGUAUUUCCAUCAAAUGAAUGCAAAUGGGGUUUUAAGGAAGGUGAUGUUGCAGUUCUUUCAUCCCCCAGACCUGAAGCAGUUAGGUCCAGGAGGAACAACUCAAACUCACCCUCUAAUGGAGACGAUGAGGAGCCUGAAGUUAAUGGACGUGUGGCUGGUACCAUUAGAAGGUACAAUCCAGUCGAUACGCGUGAUCCUCUGGGGGCAAUACUUCAUUUUUAUGUUGGGGACUCGUAUGAUUCUAACAGCAAGGUUUAUGAUGAUCAUAUACUAAGGAAACUUCAGCCUAGGGGCAUAUGGUAUCUUACUGUGCUUGGUUCUACUGCCACCACACAACGCGAGUACAUUGCCUUGCAUGCGUUUUGCCGACUGAAUUCUCAGAUGCAAACUGCAAUCCUUAAGCCCAGUCCAGAACACUUUCCAAAGUAUGAACAACAGACCCCUGCCAUGCCUGAUUGCUUUACACAAAAUUUUGUUGAUCAUCUUCAUAGGAGUUUCAAUGGACCACAGCUAGCAGCAAUUCAGUGGGCUGCAAUGCAUACAGCUGCUGGUACAAGUAGUGGAACGACAAAGAGGCAAGAUCCGUGGCCCUUUACCCUUGUUCAAGGGCCUCCUGGAACAGGCAAGACUCACACAGUCUGGGGAAUGCUAAAUGUCAUCCAUCUCGUUCAGUAUCAGCACUACUACACUGCUUUGCUCAAGAAACUUGCGCCCGAAAGCUAUAAACAAGCUAAUGAGAGCAAUUCUGAAAAUGUUGUUGUUGGGUCAAUCGAUGAAGUUCUGCAGAAUAUGGAUCAGAAUCUUUUUCGCACUCUUCCAAAGCUCUGUCCAAAGCCUAGAAUGCUGGUUUGUGCUCCUUCUAAUGCUGCUACUGAUGAACUUCUUGCACGUGUUCUUGAUCGUGGAUUCAUCGAUGGUGAGAUGAAAGUUUAUCGGCCUGAUGUUGCUCGAGUUGGGGUUGAUUCACAAACACGUGCUGCCCAGGCAGUUUCUGUUGAGAGGCGAACAGAACAGCUUCUAUUGAAGAGUCGCGAGGAAAUUUUGGGAUGGAUGCACAAUUUGAGAGGUCGCGAAGCUAUGUUGUCUCAGCAGAUAGCUGGUCUUCAAAGAGAACUUAAUGCUGCUGCUUCUACUAUUCGUUCCCAAGGAUCUGUUGGUGUUGAUCCUGAUGUUCUUAUGGCUCGGGACCAGAAUCGGGACACAUUGCUGCAGAACCUUGCAGCCGUGGUUGAAGGCAGGGAUAAAGUUCUGGUUGAGAUGUCUCGCCUUGUCAUUUUAGAAGGCAGGUUUCGUGGUGGUAGCAGCUUCAAUUUGGAAGAGGCCCGUGCUAAUCUUGAGGCAAGUUUUGCUAAUGAGGCUGAGAUCGUUUUCACUACUCUCUCAAGCAGCGGUCGCAAGUUGUUCUCUCGCCUUACUCAUGGCUUUGACAUGGUAGUUAUUGAUGAGGCAGCCCAGGCCAGUGAGGUGGGGAUUCUUCCUCCCCUUUCGCUUGGUGCGGCUCGAUGCGUCCUUGUUGGGGACCCUCAGCAGCUUCCUGCUACAGUCAUCAGUAAGGCAGCCGGAACCUUGUUAUAUAGUAGAAGUCUCUUUGAAAGGUUCCAGCAAGCAGGAUGCCCAACAAUGUUGUUGUCUGUGCAGUAUAGGAUGCAUCCUCAAAUACGGGAUUUCCCCUCAAGGUACUUUUACCAGGGACGUCUGAUUGACAGUGACAGUGUUGCUAAUAUGCCUGAUGAGGGAUAUUACAAGGAUCCUUUACUUAAACCUUAUACAUUCUAUGAUAUCACCCACGGGCGGGAGUCCCACAGAGGUGGAUCGGUCUCUUAUCAGAAUUUACAUGAAGCAGAAUUUUGCCGUCGCUUGUAUGAGCAUCUACAGAAAACCCUCAAGUCGUUAGGUGUGAGCAAGGUUUCUGUUGGCAUAAUCACACCAUACAAGCUGCAACUGAAGUGCCUUCAACGUGAAUUUGAUCAAGUUCUAAAAACAGAAGAAGGAAAGGAUCUAUAUAUAAACACUGUAGAUGCCUUCCAAGGGCAAGAACGUGAUGUCAUUAUCAUGUCUUGUGUGCGUGCCUCAGGUCAUGGAGUUGGCUUUGUUGCAGAUAUCCGCCGAAUGAAUGUUGCUCUUACUCGUGCAAGAAGGGCUCUUUGGGUUAUGGGGAAUGCCAAUGCUCUGGUGCAGUCUGAUGACUGGGCUGCAUUAAUUGCUGAUGCUAAAGCAAGGAGCUGUUACAUGGACAUGGACUCCCUUCCCAAAGAUUUUGUGGGAUCGAAGGGGCCUACUUAUGGUCAUUUGUCAGGUAAAUUUUCCUCUGGUGCGAGAGGCUUGAGAUCAGCUGGCGGAAGGCAUAGAUCAAUGGAUAUGCACUUGGAAUCAAGAUCAGGAACACCAUCAGAAGAUGAGGAGAAAUCAGGUGCAUCAGUGAUUUCUAGGAAUGGAAAUUACAACCAUUACAGGCUUUGAAGGGGAGAAAGACAGCAUAUGGAAGGGAAGUGUGCAUCCUGGGAAUUGAUUAGCGGCCUCAAGAAAAUCAUCUGAGAAUCUUCAAGACGCUAUCCUCCUUUUGUGAACCAGGUCGUUGGUUGUGAUGGCUAAAAAAUACGUGAAAGUCGGAAACUAUGACCUGGUGGCUUUUUGGUCCCGGGUAUGCGACUGACUCAUUGGCGCUAAGGUAUAUUGUUGGUUCCUGGAUGGAGAUGGCUAACAUUGGAAAGAUGGUUAUGCGUUCUUUGCACUUGCAAAUGUACCAGUAUGCCAUUCAACGCAUUGGUCGGUUACUUGGUUGCAAGAUGGUUAAACCAAAAAUACUCUUUUCUUCCAGGUUUUUAGAAGGCGGAAGUAAUUGGAUACGCCCACAACAGGUACAGUUAGGAGACUGGCAUUGCUGUAUAGAAAAGAAACAAAGGAGUGUACAGGAUUUGUAUAAGCAAGCAUAUUCUAUUCGUAUUCGUAUACUUGAGAGGUGUUUUUCAUCUCCACUGACUUGUACACCCGAACUUCAGCCGUUGAAUCAUAGAAUUCUUUCAUUUUCUUCAA
This is a messenger RNA of Tripterygium wilfordii, 4906 nucleotides long. RefSeq lists its product as uncharacterized. The transcript is spliced from 8 exons. Lineage: Eukaryota; Viridiplantae; Streptophyta; Magnoliopsida; Celastrales; Celastraceae. Bases 317 to 4333 code for a protein of 1338 amino acids. Gene Ontology annotation, molecular function: helicase activity. The record is from RefSeq and is a predicted model, not a curated record.